This is a messenger RNA of Peronospora belbahrii, 849 nucleotides long. The record is from the annotation of a GenBank genome assembly. NCBI's taxonomy places the organism in Eukaryota, Oomycota, Peronosporomycetes, Peronosporales, Peronosporaceae.
AUGGGUCUAUCAUCACUUCCUCGCAGGCACCUCAACACCUGCUUGCCCAGUAUCCCCUCACACUCUCGCUUGUCUCCAAAUGAUAUACCUUGUGCCGCUAUCUGCGUCAUUGGUGAUGAAAUUCUCACUGGAAAGACCAUGGACACCAACUCGCACUGGAUUUCUAAGUUCAUGUUCCGUCGAGGUAUCGACCUCAAGCGCAUUGUGGUGAUUCCGGACAAUGAAGAUGCAAUUGUCUCGACAGUGAAAGAUUUGUCGCAAAUGGUUGGUCAUAAUGGAUAUGUGAUUACCACGGGAGGCAUCGGACCCACCCACGAUGACAUCACUUAUGAGAGUGUGGCAAAGGCAUUUGGUCGUGGUCUAGAGUUUCAUGAAUCAACGCUUAGAAGGCUUGAGGCUGCCAUGGCGGACCGCGGUGGAGAAAUGACAGAAGGACGGAAGCGGAUGGCUCUGCUUCCUGUUGGCUGCAAGAUACUUCCUACAGAACUCUGGACACCUAUUGCGGUUGUGGAGAAUGUAUUCAUAUUACCUGGAAUUCCGGCAAUGGUUCGUUCUAUGCUGACGUCAAAUGAAGAGCACUUCGUUGGGGUUCCUAUCUUCCGUGCAAUCGUUAAAACACAAAAAUUGGAGGGUGACAUAGCAGCUCGAUUAACUGCCGUGCAGGUUGCGCACCCGAACGUUGCGAUUGGUAGCUACGUUAACGUGACGAAGAAUGAGAAGGCUGUGCGCGACACGAGUUUUAAUACUCGCCUUACUAUCGAAGGGCGUGACAAGACUGAGGUCAAAGAAGUUAGUGCCAAAAUUGCAAAGCUCUUCGAUGGCAAGCAUGAACUUUCUGCUGACAACUAA